AUGGCCAAUCAUUUCUUCCUUAACGGAGAAAUCCUAUAUAGGAGAACUUCGGAUUUAGGAUUGCUGAGAUGUGUCGACGCCACAGAAGCGACAAGGCUUUUGGAAGAAAUAUAUGCAGGAACAUGUGGACCUCACAUGAAUGGGUUCACUUUGGCAAAGAAGAUUUUAAGAGCCGGAUAUUUUUGGAUGACCAUAGAGAGAGAUAGCAUCCAGUUUGUGCAAAAGUGUCAUCAGUGUCAAGUGCAUGGAGAUUUUAUACGGGUUCCACCGAAUGAGCUCAAUGUGAUGGGUUCGAUUAUUUCACAAAAUGGGUCGAAGCUUCGACAUACAAGUGAUCUUAUGAAGGAAACUUGUGAAAGGUUAAAGAUUGCUCAUCGAAAUUCUACGGUUUACCGGCCACAGAUGAAUGGAGCAGUUGAGGCUGCAAAUAAGAAUAUCAAGAAGAUCCUAAGAAAAAUAGUGGACACUCACAGGCAAUGGCAUGAAAAGUUACCAUAUGCUUUACUUGGUUAUCGCACCACAAUCAGAACAUCAACUGGGGCAACUCCUUACAUGUUGGUUUACGAUUCAGAAGCAGUAAUACGUGCUGAGGUGGAAAUACCAUCUUUAAGGAUUAUCCAAGAGGUUGGUCUGGACAAUGCAGAAUGGAUACGUAGUAGGCAUGAACAAUUGAUGCUCAUCGAUGAAAAGAGGAUGGACGCGGUUUGUCAUGGCCAACUCUAUCAAAACAGAAUGACCAAAGCGUUCAACAAGAAAGUCAAACCUCGACAGUUAACACCAGGGCAUUUAGUAUUGAAGAAGAUUUUCUUCAUCAAGGAGAAGCCAAAGGGAAAUUUUCACCAAAUUGGGAAGGACCCUACAUGA
Solanum tuberosum (potato) is the source of this 864-nucleotide messenger RNA. RefSeq lists its product as uncharacterized. The record is from RefSeq and is a predicted model, not a curated record. Gene Ontology annotation, biological process: DNA integration. Gene Ontology annotation, molecular function: nucleic acid binding. The transcript is spliced from 2 exons. NCBI's taxonomy places the organism in Eukaryota, Viridiplantae, Streptophyta, Magnoliopsida, Solanales, Solanaceae. Bases 1 to 864 code for a protein of 287 amino acids.